CCUGCUGUCAACAUGGCCGGUGUUAUGUGUGCCAGAGUCCUCCUUCAGAGAUCCACACAGGGCCUCAUUUUCUCUUCCAGGGCAGCACCUGCUUUCUCAAGCCCAUUUCUGUCUCGUGGUCAUCGAUUGGGUCCCAGCGAUGAUGAGAUGUACCAGCGUACCUCAGUGUCCGUCAUGCAGAAGGAGCCCGACAGUGGGGUCAUGAUAAACAGCUACAGUUCCCGAGGAUUCAACAUCGAUGGCAACAGAGUGUUUGGGCCAUGCGCUGUGCUGCCUCCUGCUAUCUUGCAGUGGAAUGUUGGCAGUUAUAAAGAUAUCACAGAAGAAAGCGUGUCACUUUUCCAUAUGCUUGAACCAAGAAUAGAGAUUCUUGUGCUGGGCACAGGUGCACGAGUUGAAAGAAUUAACCCUUCAGUGUUGGCUCUGCUUAAGAAAAAAGGCAUCGCUGUAGAGGUGCAAGACACGCCAAAUGCAUGUGCAACCUUCAACUUCCUGAGUAGUGAGCGAAGAGUAACAGCUGCUGGUCUGAUCCCUCCACCAGUCAGCACCGCCCUGGAGGUGACAGAGGAAUAGCUGUUCUGAUGUGAACAGAAACUAAGACUCUUUCCUUCAGAUAGAGGUUACAGGUUCAGGAAUGAUUGAUGUUUGAAUGAUUUUUCUUCUGCACAAAGCUCCCAAAGAAACAAACAUAGAGAUAUCCAGCUCCAAUAUUUGGCUACAACUGUCAUUUUUAUUGAUUUGCUGCCAGUUUUAGAUCUUGUUCAAAUGUUUGAUAAUAGUCUCAUAUACUAAUGAUGUUGGCUCUCCUGCCACCAUUUCAAUAACUCAAUAUGUGGUUGUACAUAUCCAUAAGAGCAGUGUUAAAAUGUGUGUUUGGACAUUCAGGUGAAUGUAGUCAAGUGAGGAUACCAAUGAUGCAGAAUUCAACUGUAAUAAAGUGUAACUGUGUUUUUGUAUAUAAAUACAAGUGUAUAGAAUAUGUAU
This is a messenger RNA of Scomber scombrus (Atlantic mackerel), 984 nucleotides long. RefSeq names its product NADH:ubiquinone oxidoreductase complex assembly factor (gene ndufaf3). The coding region runs from base 13 to 573 and encodes 186 amino acids. Gene Ontology annotation, biological process: mitochondrial respiratory chain complex I assembly. Gene Ontology annotation, cellular component: mitochondrial inner membrane. Lineage: Eukaryota; Metazoa; Chordata; Actinopteri; Scombriformes; Scombridae. The record is from RefSeq and is a predicted model, not a curated record. The transcript is spliced from 5 exons.